Molecule: messenger RNA, 852 nt
Organism: Solea senegalensis (Senegalese sole)
Lineage: Eukaryota; Metazoa; Chordata; Actinopteri; Pleuronectiformes; Soleidae
Gene: dnph1
Product: 2'-deoxynucleoside 5'-phosphate N-hydrolase 1
Exons: 4
Coding region: 361-798 (145 amino acids)
Biological process (GO): deoxyribonucleoside monophosphate catabolic process
Cellular component (GO): nucleus
Molecular function (GO): 5-hydroxymethyl-dUMP N-hydrolase activity
Source: RefSeq, a predicted model, not a curated record
CAGAUAGAACUAGAACUAGAACCAGCAUCAGAAUCAGAACCUGAGGAGACAGACCCUGAACCUGAACAUGAGGAGAUAGAACUAGAACCUGAGGAGAUAGAAAAGAACCUGAACCUGAGGAGACAGAACCUGAACCUGAAGAGAUAGAACUAGAACCUGAACCUGAGGAGAUAGAUAUAGAACGAGAACUUGAACCAGCAUCAGAAUCAGAACCUGAGGAGACAGACCCUGAACCUGAACAUGAGGAGAUAGAACUAGAACCUGAACCUGAGGAGACAGACCCUGAACCUGAGGAGAUAGAACCUGAACCUGAACUUGAGGAGACAGAACCUGAACCUGAACCUGAACCUGACAGAAAGGAUGAAGGUGUAUUUCUGCGGGAGCAUCCGCGGCGGCAGAGAGGACGUCGUCAUUUACCAGAAGAUCGUGAAGAAGCUUCAGAGCUACGGCAGCGUGUUGACGGAACACGUGAGCAGUGCAGAGCUCACACACAGAGGAGAGGACGCCUCAGACGCAGCUGACAGGUUCAUCCAUGACCGAGACGUGGACUGGCUGCGACAGUCUGACGCGGUGGUGGCUGAGGUCACGCAGCCGUCCCUCGGCGUCGGUUAUGAGCUCGGCCGCGUCGUCGACAUGAAGAAGAAAACCCUGUGUCUGUUCAGGCCGGCAUCGGGACGCGUUCUGUCGGCCAUGAUCCGUGGAGCUCACGAUGGCGAACUCUUCGUGGUCAAAGACUACAGCGAGGACGACAUGGAGGACGUCGUGGAUGAGUUCUUUGCAGUCAUGAAGCAGACAUGAAGACGCCAAAACACUGUCACUGCUAAAAUGAUCAAUAAAGUUGAUUCAAACACA